GACAGUCUUUGUGAAAGGCUUAGUUUCGACAAGAUGUAAUUCACCAGUGUCUCAUCUCAUUUUAAAGUGGGAAAUCUUCAAGAGCUUCGAGACGAAUGAAGCUUUUUUCGUGAUGGCAAAUCCUCCGUGGAACAGGGCACCAAAUUCAAUUUCGUAUGCACGGAAAAGGUAUUUGUUUAUAUGUGUCUCUUUUUGUCUAGCUUUUAAUACGCUAUCCGCGAGUACGCUUUUCUUUUAUAAUUUCUUUGUUUACCUCGAAGAAAGACACCAAGGUUAGAGACAGAAUAACAGUUUUUUUUUCUUUAAUUUUUGUGCUUCCAGUCUUAAACUGUCUAUAUUCGAAGUGAUCUCAUCUUAAAAAAUAACAUUCAAUUGAGCUUACAGGAGGUUUAGCGGAUUAAUACCAAUAAUUGAAUUCUACUUUUAAAAAAGGCUAUAAAUAUAAAUUGAGAAAUGUUGACCUAGCUAAAAUUAAAAAUAUCCUUUCUUAGCUGGAUGAAAAGAUGAGCAAUUAAGUCGCUUCGAUGCUGAAUAAAUUCGGUAGUUGCAGUAUUUUAAUACUAUUAAAAUAGUAACAUUUUCUUAGAAUUCACUCUGGUAGCAUGCAAUCGCUUUCUAUGCCUGAGCGAAUUGUUAUGACUUUUCGGACCCGCACUUUUCUGGCUAUUUCCCCUUAAAAUAUACUGAAGAGAAAACAGCUUUGUUUCAAAAAAAAUCCGUCGAGUGAGAAUGGAAUAGGUUAUUUUGCUAAAGCUUAGUCGUCUCCAAGAUGCGCACUUCAGAACUAUAAAAGAAAAACUCGAGCUACGGAAACCUUCAAUUCAUCAAUCAGUACUAAUUUUGUGUGAGACUCGGUAAUUUUUUAUCGCCAUAGACUGAUUGAGUGUUUUCAACUCAUACGCAUCUCACAUUUAAUAAAACAAAUACAAUAUGGCAGUUUUUUAUUUUAUAUACUUUUGAGAAUUUUUAGUCUUCCGGAUCAGUUCAGUUUCACAUCGAACCAAUCUAUGCGUGUUCGUGGUGUUAUCGAACACAAAAAGUGUUUAGCCAAAAAGCAAGAUACAGGUUUAACUAUAUAUGUACAUGAAGGUGCCGCGAAUGGCGGGUACAUGGUGUUUUGCCCGAGUAUUUUUAACUACCGUAAAAAACACUGUGCUUUCAGAAUCGGAUUCUGUUUCCGGACGCACACAAUGGGAGAAAGGAGCGUUGCAGAAGAACGUUUUUAAUGUUUCUUGUUUGCAUCAACAUCAAGCCUUAUGCGGUCAACGAUUUUCUGCAAAAUGAGUCAAUUUUUUUUGAAGGACUAGCAACGCGAUGAUAGCUGAAUAAACCAAUGCGGUCAACUCUACUUUCCACACUACCUUAAAACGGAAAACAAAAAACUGAAAGGACGAAAAAUGAUACUCCUUUGUUUUAUUAAAGCUGUUUUCCGUUUGAGCGUGUAUGGAGAAAGUUCCACGUUAAGAUCAGUCGGCUAGUUGUGGGGUAGAGUAGCACAUAUAAUGAUGACAACAUUGCAAUGUAGAAGAAGACAGACGAAUAGCCUGAGUUAUAUUUGUGUCGUUACUGCAGUUUUUCUGAUGUUAUUUUGUUCCUAUCCAAAAUGGCCAGAUACUAGGCCGAAGGACUACUUAGAAUUUUAAAAAAUAUUGCUUAUACUCUUCUUAUGUUUUGCAAGUCUCACUCUCUUUACCAUUUACGUCAUUUUUAGUAACAUGGCCAGUACUCUAGUAAAGUUCUUGUAGCUGACAUAAAAGUUUUCUCUUUACUUUCAUGAUACAAUACCCUAUCAACAAACUUCAUUUUCACUUUUUUCACAGUACAACCGAAGAAGGCCAGGCCUAUUUUGGACAUUUCACUCCGAUUUAUCCACAAAUUUGACAUGAUUUGAAUAUUAUAACUGGAAAUGUUGGAGUUCAAUUUUAAGCAUUGCGCCCGAUUGACGAAAUUUCGAAGAAUUUCCAUCCGUUCCAAGAGCGUGAGAGGCGCGUGUAAUGGCACGCGACAUCUCACAUUCUAGUAAGUUGGUAAUUCUGAUCAUGAAUGUAUGAUGUUGGUAAUAAUGUAUCAAUUAACGGUCAGACUCCAACCCAAUGAACGAAUUAUAAAUUUUGGGCAUACACGUUCUCAGCAAUAAUUUUUCCUUGUUAGUUAAUUUCAAAGUAUGUUCCGAAUGUAAUUGCUAAUGGGUCAAAUAUCAGUUUACUUCUCAAAAACUACAUAAAACGUUGAUUUGCAGAAUUCCCCCGUAGUCGCCUGUAACCAAAGAGUAUACAUCGUUUCUCUAAGAGACGCACCGAAAAACCGUGUUUCAUCGUCAAGCUAGGUAACAUUCAGAUCUGCGACACCUUGAUACAUUAUAUCGUGUUUCCAUAAAUGAAAACUUCAAGGCUUUCCACUGAAAUUCACUUUGGUUUUGAAAGACUAAGACUCGCAGUGUGCGCUUUGAAGUCGAACAACUCGUGAAUUUUUUUUAAUGUAUUUAAAUUUUUUAAAUUUAUUUAUCGUUCGUGUUACUCGCGGUAUGAGGGGGCAGUUUUUCAGAUUGUUUAGCUUUUCUCGGGGAUUGUAAUGUAUAAGAAGAUGCAUUAAGGAUAGCGAUAGUGUUAAAUAAAUGAUGAGUUUACAGGUGCCAUUUUUGUUUGAUGCUUUUAGAUGGAAGGGAAAUAUAAAUUGAGAAAAACAAGGAAUAUAUUUAUUAUAAAUAUAAUCUCCCUUUACAUGAUAGUCACGUAUACACUGAGACGAAGUAAUUAUAAGUGUAGAAGUCAAUAAAAGUUACAUCUUGAAAAACGUAAAAAAAAGGAAGAGAAAAAAGUCGACGGAGUUAUUGAAAAUUAAACGAUUUUCCCGGGUAUCCCUUUCACCGCCAAACAAAUCACCGUCUCGAGGGCAACCGGAGUAAGGAACCAAUCAAAAAACACCUUUUAUUGCAAACAAAUAUGGCGGCUUAUCAGACGGACUUAAAUCAUACUGAAGGAGUUUCUAUGCCUUCUUGUGUCGAAAAUUUCUAUUCGAUUCUUUAAAUAGAUCAGCAAAAAGUGAGAUAACUUUAUUUAACAUGGAUUUCAGGUAUGUUUUAUUUCGUAGAUGCAAGAUCCACCUCUUCGUGCGUUGAAUUUUUCAUUGACAAGUCGACUUUCACCUUUAUAUCCUCCACUCUGAAGUCAUACUCUUUUCGUUAAGCUUAUAAUAAUUUAGGUCCCACUGGAAUUAUUGAUUUGCAUUAAUACUUUUCUGAGUAUGAGCCGAGCUGGAGGAUAAAAAGGACCUCGAGAUUUUAAUCCAAUUCUCCUCAUUUUAAAGCUUAUACAUGCAUGUACUCGUCGUUAUAACUAGCUUAAGUUUCAUUUGUUUGAACGUUUUAAACUAUCGAUAGAGGAUAACAUUAAUAGCAGAUUGGUGUGCUACAUAUUUUAGAAGUUACAGCUUUGUCCUAGCAAUGGACUGGGUUGAUAAUGUGGCAUUUAAGCCUAGUCUCAGUGAAUCAUUCUUUGCCGCAUGUAGCAUGACUUUUUGUGUACUAGUAUACAAAAGGAGAUUGUCAGAAAAUUUUGCCCCAGGAGAGAAGUUCUGUCGAUUUACACCAAUAAUUUAAAUUUCCACCAAACUUAUGUGGUAUUUUUCGGUGUCUUGCGAAAAAAUAUACAGAAAGCAACCAAUGUAAGCGUAACAAGAUCCAUNUUUCACCUUUAUAUCCUCCACUCUGAAGUCAUACUCUUUUCGUUAAGCUUAUAAUAAUUUAGGUCCCACUGGAAUUAUUGAUUUGCAUUAAUACUUUUCUGAGUAUGAGCCGAGCUGGAGGAUAAAAAGGACCUCGAGAUUUUAAUCCAAUUCUCCUCAUUUUAAAGCUUAUACAUGCAUGUACUCGUCGUUAUAACUAGCUUAAGUUUCAUUUGUUUGAACGUUUUAAACUAUCGAUAGAGGAUAACAUUAAUAGCAGAUUGGUGUGCUACAUAUUUUAGAAGUUACAGCUUUGUCCUAGCAAUGGACUGGGUUGAUAAUGUGGCAUUUAAGCCUAGUCUCAGUGAAUCAUUCUUUGCCGCAUGUAGCAUGACUUUUUGUGUACUAGUAUACAAAAGGAGAUUGUCAGAAAAUUUUGCCCCAGGAGAGAAGUUCUGUCGAUUUACACCAAUAAUUUAAAUUUCCACCAAACUUAUGUGGUAUUUUUCGGUGUCUUGCGAAAAAAUAUACAGAAAGCAACCAAUGUAAGCGUAACAAGAUCCAUCCACUACUAGCUAUUCGGAAGCCAUCCCAUACUGUGGAUACCUUUGCCAACAUUUUGUCACUCUAUAUGUCACCCUUCUCUCCUGCCCAAAUCAGAUUUUUUUGUUUUCCUGGCUGAUAAGGAAAUGAGUCCCUCUUUCUGUCCAUUAUAACCUUUUAAAAACAUAUACAAGAGUCAGCAAGCCAGAGCAUUAUAAUUUUGUCGGUAUUUCCAAGAACAUUUGAUAUUCAAACAAUUUUUAAUAUUAUUUUAUCUUUCUUUUAUUAUCAAUAGGCCAACUGGAGCUCCCCAAGGCUAUUCAUUGCCAUCUAUAACAGAUUCAACAGAGAAGUCUCUCCGGCGAAACAGUCCAUCUCACGAAGGUGGGCGUCUCAGACACCUUGAAGGUCGAGUGAACAUAGGUGAGCAGUCAAACAAAGCCCUCUUAGAGGAACUAGUCCGCUUGCAAGGAGAACUCAAAGGGAGUAUCCGACGCAACGAGGACACUUUGAGAGAAGAACGAGAGGAAAGACUUGUCCUGUCAGAAAAGAUUCAAGCAGCAAAUAACUUAUAUACCCAAAUGAUGAUGCGCUUAUCCCGAGCUGAGGAAAAAAUUGAAUCAGAACACAAUACUGUUGGUUCACUUGUAAACCACACAAAGCAAGUAGAACAAGCUUUAAUGGGAAACCAACAGCAGUUAUUGAGUCGACGAGAACAAAUAACUGUGCAUGUUGAGCGUAUGAGAGAUGACGUGGAGGACCUAAGAGAAAAUUAUGAGCAACUGCAGAAAAAUAUGAGAGCUGUAACUGAUGAUGUGAGAACAAUGAAAAGCAAACAUGAAGUUCAAACUGUUCAGUUUGGAACUGUGGUACAGGAAAUUAGACAAAGAAUAAAAAAGCUGGAAGGCGAUACCAGUAAUGCGGUAAGUAUGUGGACGCUUACGUCAAAAUAAUAAUAAUAAUAAUUGUCUUUAUUCAAUCAAAGGAUAAAAAUACGUAUCCUAAGUUACAGUGAAAAAGUAUUAAAAGAUACAUGAUAUAAUAUAAUAGUAAUAUAAGAUAGAAUAAUACUAUACUAAAUUAUAUUUAAAAAUAAGUCUAUUUACAAAAGUUUUCUUGUAUCUCUCCGUUUUAUCUGAGGAAGGUGACACCUUCUCCUACGCAAAUUAUAUACUAAUUCUUGUUAAAUCUUUUUUAUUUCUCAUUUACAUCUGAUACAAUUCUUGGCCUCCCAAUGGUCCUCCAUAAUUAAGCAUUCUUACUUCCCUCCUUGGGAAUAAAACAACCCAAAAUACAUUUAUUGUUAUUAUGGUUUUCCAGUUGUCUUCAUUAAAUAAACACCGUGACGACCAGGAUACAAAAGAAGCAAACUCAUUUCAGUUCAAGAAUGCCAUUGAAACCAGGUUGGUUAGCAUCACUCUAACCGGAACAGUGGGUAUGAUUAGCAGAGUAGAAUGAGGGUAAGAGUAGUGGGUAAGACAGUUAUAGUGGGCGUUUUGGAGGGUGUUUGUCAAAUAUUAUGUUUUUUCUUUUAAUAGCUUUGUACAUACCACGCAACUGAAAUUUUUGACAAUGUGUGUCAAAUUGUGGAUGGUUAAUAAUCACGAUCAAUUCCCUCUUUGCCAGGGCUAUUUGCUCGGCUUAUAAGUAAAUACAUCCCCAUUUAGUAGAUUUGCAAUGCACUGAAAAACUUUUUUUAACUCUUGGCUAUAAGCCGAGAUCCCCUCUUGGGCUCAAAUUUCACUGUACUUUAGCUUUAAUUUGUGUAAAAAUCGCCCUGCUUAUAGCUGAAUAAAUAUGGUAUACACAACAUAUUAUUUUUUGACUUCUCUUCAUAUAUUUAUGACUUUCAACUUCAUACAGGUUGGCUGAUAUGAAGGAAAUAACCACAGAACUUAGGAGACGAAUUGAAACAGAAGAAAAUGAGAGAAGGGUUNCUCCUUGGGAAUAAAACAACCCAAAAUACAUUAUUGUUAUUAUGGUUUUCCAGUUGUCUUCAUUAAAUAAACACCGUGACGACCAGGAUACAAAAGAAGCAAACUCAUUUCAGUUCAAGAAUGCCAUUGAAACCAGGUUGGUUAGCAUCACUCUAACCAGAGCAGUGGGUAUGAUUAGCAGAGUAGAAUGAGGGUAAAGGUAGUGGGUAAGACAGUUAUAGUGGGCGUUUUGGAGGGUGUUUGUCAAAUAUUAUGUUUUUUCUUUUAAUAGCUUUGUACAUACCACGCAACUGAAAUUUUUAACAAUGUGUGGCAAAUUGUGGAUGGUUAAUAAUCGCGAUCGAUUCGAUCUUUUGCCAGGGCUAUUUGCUCAGCUUAUAAGUAAAUACAUCCUCAUUUAGUAGAGUUGCAAAUUAUGCACUGAAAAACUUUUUUUAACUCUUUGCUUUGAGCCGAGAUCCCCUCUUGGGCUCAAAUUUCACUGUACUUUAGCUUUAAUUUGUGUAAAAAUCGCCCUGCUUAUAGCCGAAUAAAUAUGGUAUACACAACAUAUUAUUUUUUGACUUCUCUUCAUAUAUUUAUGACUUUCAACUUCAUACAGGUUGGCUGAUAUGAAGGAAAUAACCACAGAACUUAGGAGACGAAUUGAAACAGAAGAAAAUGAGAGAAGGGUUACCAACCAACAGAACCAACUCAAGUAGGCAUAUUAAAUAAUGCUCAAAUGUUUUUCGCAAUAGUAAUUGAAGUGACGUAACUAUCUCGCCCCAGUCAUUCAAAAGGAGGAUAACACUAUGGAGUGUAUUAAUAUCUAUAAUUCAGAGGAUAGUGCUAUUGGUUUCUCUAAUACUUGUCCUUUGGAAAGUGAUUUAUGCAGUAGAUAGCCUUACCCAGCCAGGGCCAGGUGUUUUCUAGAAAAGAUUUUAUAGACCACGUUCUCCUUUUCAAAAUCAAUAUAGCUUGGUGCUUUUUGAACUCACCUAUUAAUGACCGAUGAUAACAACUAUUGUUGUUUUGUUUUAGCCUUGAGCAGCUAAGAGCUUUUGUACAAGAAAGCAACAAUAAACGGGAGGAAGAAAUGUAUGCGAGUGCUAUGAAUUCAAAGGAGAGAGAAAACCUACUUGAGAAUGAACGAACCAUGAUUGCCAGUAAACUUGCAGAACUUUCUGAAGAGCAAAGCAAAAAGAUGCUGCAAAAAGAGAUAAGACUAAGAGAAGAUGCUCAAUCCAAGUUUGUACUGUUAGAAAAGGUCUGUAAACCAAUGUUCUCUUCAAUUCCCCACUUUGGAAAUAUGACGGGAACUGAAGCCGAAAUGUGUCCCGCAAUUAUUGUUUCGAAUGCAGCGCUUGUCAGCUUUUAGCAAAUUUUUUCCCUGUCCCUAGCUGGUACUUAACAGUCCCAGAAUUUGUGAAAGUGACAAAUGUGUCAUAAAGUUCCAGUAUUCAGGCCACACCCUAGUGUCCUCUAUGGAGGGGAAUUAGUUCUCUUUUACAUGUAGGCUUUGGUAUUUCUUUCAGAAAAUUUGAAAUUAGACUUCCCUCCACUCAAAACUUCCAAUGAUCAUUCGCAGGAGGAUGAAAGAUUGGUAGUUACAACUAAAAUCAGAUUAAACAGCUCAACUAUUUUUAAAAUUAUAAGUAUCAGUCAUCCCUAGAGGGGAGGGGGGAAGGGGAUACUGAACAAAGACAAGAGGCUCCUACCCGAGGUCCAACCCCUAACCCUUUUAGGAUCAAUUUUGGUUUCUGGGAAACUAUCCACCUACCCCUCCCCUAAGCCAUCAUUUUACCCUAAGCAAGAAGUAAGGGUUAAUGUUAGCCAAGGGGAGGGGUAGGUGGGUAGUUUCCCAGAAACCUUUUGAUCCCCCUUUAACAUAGCAUUUUUUAAAGGUGCCCCUUUUGUCCACCUUGUAUUGAAAAACUGUACCCCUCUAACAUACCUAAAUACUUAAAUGAUAGAUAUCCUACCCCCUUUCAUAUACUUCAACUUGUGAAUUCCCUACUCUUUGAUAUUAUACCUGAAGCCUGAAAAAGGUAGUAACCCCUUUUCGGUUGCCGAGCCUCCCUGUAUAGGCCAUUAUAAGGAGUACCUCCCUCUGGACAAUCAACCAGCUGCUGUCAGUAAUUUUUGGGGUCAGUAGUGGUUUCAUUUGUUGGCUCUUAAUUAGCCUGUGAACAGGCUCUCUGUUUGGGGAAAGGGUGAAAAAAUCGCCCUUCCCUCUCCUCGCGAUUUGUUCACCCUUUUCCCAAACAGAGAGGCUGUUCACAGGCUAGCUCCUAAUGUGUAAUAGUGUUAACAAAUCAUUUAACAAUUCAGUCAAUCUCUUUUUGUCGUUGUCAGAAAUUACGCGAGGAACAGGCCGCAAGACUGGUGUUUGAACGAUCAAUAAGAGAGGAGAUGGAGAGACGUUGGCAGUCACUGAAAGGUUAUACUGAUGAUGAGGCACAAACCUUGCGACAUUCAGAACAGGUGAUCUACAAUGUUUUGUUUUUAAAGGGGAUAUAUAUGUCAUGCUAUUUGCUAUCUUUAUAAAAAGCUAACACGUGUCUUUGCAUGAAUAAUAGCCCAGUUUUGUUAUUUAAGGCCAUAUUUUGGCAUUUAAAGAGCCUGUUCCAGGCGUUCAAUUAGUAGACCGCGGCGGUCAGUGGGGGGUGUAUUCCUCCCCCUUUCCCCUUCUAGUCUUCCCUCAUUCUUUUUCUUCGUGAAUUUUUCUCCGUGCUCUACCAUCUGAAUGUCAUCUGUUGCUAUGGAUGGACAUGGAUUGAAAAACGUGAAAAAAUUGGGCCAACUUUUUCAAGUUUUAAUGCCAUGCCUCUACAAGUCACCAAAAUAUUGUUAUUGUUAGUGUUCCCCACCGAAAAUUUUUUGAUGUCUUAAUUCUUCUUAAAUAACGCCUGGGCACCCAAUGACUGUUUUCUGUGAAAUAUCUGUUCGGAGAAGCAAAAAUUGCCUAGAAUUUUCUAUACCUUAAGCAAGGCUAAAAAUUUCUAGGUGAACGUUCCAUUCAAGUCCAAUUUUCGAAGCUUGUCUAAAAAAAUUCCCUAUGAUUUUCUGAAGUUUAAUUUUUCCCCUCUCACUCCCCAAGCUAUUUUUCAUAGGAAAAAGAAACCUAAAAUUUUCGUUACCUAAAAUGCGAUGCAGAGAGGAAUCAGAAAAAUUCUCACUUUCAUAAAACUUCAAAUUGCAGCUAAAAGUUCCAGGAAAAUAAUGCUGAAUUUGUAAGAGUCGAGACUCAAGUUGUCCUAGGAUGACCCAACAGAUAAAUUUUUUUUAGCACCACCUAGAGUACAUUCUUAGAGAUCUAAAAGUACUCUGGAUAGCCUAAAAAAGUGUUUUCAAUGCAUUUAGGAGGAAACCGUCGUUGGAUGCCCCUGAUAUAUAGGAGCAUUUUGUGUAUUCAUCAAUGCACUAGGGCUUACUAAGCAAUGACUUCAGCACAGAAUUGGCCUAAAACAGCAGUAUCGUCGUGGCGUAGCGCCUUCCAGUUUAAGCUACAGCUGUAUGUUAAGCUGAAAAUGGAAAUAGGAUACUACUGACAUAAUAAGACGGGUGUUACUAUCUGUCUCUGUAACUGGGCAAUCUCUUCUUUCAGUUGGCCCAAGCGAGAACUGACCAGAGCCUUGCACGUCUGAAUGAGUCCAUAUCUUUAUUGGAAAGACAAAUGGAGGAAGGAAGAAAGGGAAUUGAAAAGGUGUUACAUGCCGAGAUCACAUCAAGGUAAAUAUAAUAACAUUUCCUAGCCCGAUUAAANAUGCUGAAUUUGUAAGAGUCGAGACUCAAGUUGUCCUAGGAUGACCCAACAGAUAAAUUUUUUUUAGCACCACCUAGAGUACAUUCUUAGAGAUCUAAAAGUACUCUGGAUAGCCUAAAAAAGUGUUUUCAAUGCAUUUAGGAGGAAACCGUCGUUGGAUGCCCCUGAUAUAUAGGAGCAUUUUGUGUAUUCAUCAAUGCACUAGGGCUUACUAAGCAAUGACUUCAGCACAGAAUUGGCCUAAAACAGCAGUAUCGUCGUGGCGUAGCGCCUUCCAGUUUAAGCUACAGCUGUAUGUUAAGCUGAAAAUGGAAAUAGGAUACUACUGACAUAAUAAGACGGGUGUUACUAUCUGUCUCUGUAACUGGGCAAUCUCUUCUUUCAGUUGGCCCAAGCGAGAACUGACCAGAGCCUUGCACGUCUGAAUGAGUCCAUAUCUUUAUUGGAAAGACAAAUGGAGGAAGGAAGAAAGGGAAUUGAAAAGGUGUUACAUGCCGAGAUCACAUCAAGGUAAAUAUAAUAACAUUUCCUAGCCCGAUUAAACAGCCGACAUUUGGUGACGCUACCACUGGUUUCCCCGCAAAAUGACGUCUGAGCAACAAACACAGAAAUUCCUAACUGAUGACGCGUCACUACCCAGAUCUGGGUAGUGCCUCUGGUUGGUCGUGCCGCGUGGAAAUUUGCUUCAACCAAUCAGAAGCACUACCCAGGUGUGCGAUAACAUUUCAGACACUUGACUUUUUUUUGUGCUAGAGUGGCUCAGUUUACGUGCAUGUUUGUGAUCGAGCCAAUAUUAAGCUCAUAUUUGACAGAUUUCUUCGCAGUGGUUUCAAGUUUAUUUUUUGUUCAAGUAAAUUAUAACUAUUUAAAGGAGAGCUACGCUUUUAACCUUGGCUAAAUCUAUAUAUUAUCUCAUUAUUUUGCGUUUUCUAUCACCUUAUAUCCAGACAGUCCCAAAGUGAUAAACUGUCCAACAGAUGCAACCAGCUGCAGGAGAAACUCAACAUGGCGAUCAGUACAUUGCAACAAGCGCUGGCGGGAAUCAACUCACAGGUCGCUGAGACUGUGGAAAAGGUAAUUGAUUAAAGGGGUGGGGCAUGCAGAGGUGGUAGAUACUGGGUUCUAGUCUCACAUUUAGGCCUCGUCCACACGUAUCCGGAUUUUUUUGAAAACGGAGAUUUUUUUUUCUCUGUUUGCGAAAAAAUUCGCGUCCACGCGUAGGGUAUUCGGAUAUAUUUUUCGCCCGUUCACAGGAAAACGCUAAAAGGAUGGAAGUACGAUAGCAUCUCUCACAGAGCAUGCCUAAUGCUUGCCAUAUAUGAUGCAUGACAUCAUCAUAUUCGAAAACCUUCGUUUUUAGGGCCUGUUUACACUUAGGUGGGAGACCCCAGGCAGGUGAGGUAACCCGUGGCGGGUCACCCAAACAGGCCCUUAGUCCAUCUGCACGUAAACGAAAAGCCGGCGUUUCUAAAAAUUUCCAUUCUGGAGUGCAUUUUUGAAAUGAUGUGUUAACGAUGACCGUUUUCACUGGAUACAUGUGGACGGUGAGCCAAACCGGAGAAAGAAAAUCUCCGUUUUCAGUCAAAAACGUAUACGUAUGGUCAGGGCCUAAAACUUCAUGUAAAUGCUUUUUUUAAAAUUAAUGUUUGGCUUAACAGUGAACUUCGCUUUCCUUUUUGAGAAGGUAUUCUUCAACACAUGUUAUCUGGCCAUUAUAGUCUAGAUCGAGUGCUAUAAAGAAUAUCUUGUGUUCUGUUUGGAUUUAAGACAAAAGAGGAGCUGAAGUCAUUGAUGGACAAAAACAACAACUCAGGGGUCAAAGGACUGGCUGAUGUUGAUACAAGGCUAAAGAAGCUGAAUAAGAGAGUUGCAGAUUUGGAGGAAGCCAUGAGAAAACUUGAAAAGGUAUGGAGUCUUAUAAGCUGUGCAGAAAAACGAAGACAAAAUGACCAAAUUCGUGGCUAGUUGGUGGUUGAUCAGCUUUGUAAAAAACAACGUUUUCGUUAACUAUGGAAGGGAGCUGAAGCAACGACGACUGCGACGGCAACGGGAACGGCAAAAAAAACAUUAGGUUUAUAUUAGCAAAACAACAACUUUGCACGUGCAUCACGCUUUUUUCUACAUUUCUGAGCUGUUGUUGCACGACUGCAACGUGAAAGUGCCUUAUUUCACGUUUUGUCGAGGACGGGAAUACAAGAAAUCAACUUUCUUUUUCUUUUCCUGAACGUUGAUACAGUCUUUUAGAAUUCAACUCCAAAAACAUUUGAUGAAUUAAACGCGAGAUGGAAUAAGCGUGAUUAAGUUUGAAGCACCGCGAAUUCACUUUUUUAAGUGACGUUUUUGUAGCCGAUACCGUCGUUGUUGCUUAGAGCUCUCGACGUUUUAUGACGUUUUGAAGGUUAAAAAAGCUAGUAAAUUCAAAAAGUAUUUUGAUUAGUACUGCUAUGUAGCUUGUUCUGAAACGCUUUUUCAUUCCCGUUUUAAUCUCCCCCCCGCCCCACCCCCUUGUUUAGGAGCCCUCAUUCAAUAAGCCCCAGAAGCUCAUUCAAUAAGCCUCAAGGUCUCUAUUUGAGCUUCCUCGCCAGAAAAAUACUUUUAAUUCUCUUACUUAUAAUUCACGUCUCUUUAAUCUUUAAAUAACAUUUUUGUAAUAAAUUGAAUGUCUGUAUGUAUAUGUAUUUUUUUUUCUGGCAAACAGUUAAACUGAAAGUGAAAACUAAAACCCCUUACGAAGUAGUAUAAGCCCAUGAAAACUGGUUAUGAGCAGUUUCUCCCCACCUGAAAUACGCAUGUUUUAUGCUCUUAGAAGAGAAAAGAAACAGAUGUCGUUCUUCUUGUGAUAAAAAGUAAAAUUUUAAAAACGCUUUAAAUCAUUUAGUUCUUAAAAAAUAUUUUUGUCUUUGUUACGAUUUCAGAAACGAACAAUGCAACUGAAAACUGUUAGUGGCUCAUUUAAAUUAUGUUUUUUUUUUCCGAAUUCACGCAUUAACUUUGUGUUUCGAAAUAAAUAGAUAAACAAAUAAAUAAAUAAACAAAUUUUAACUUUUGAUAGUAGAAUUCCAGUCGAGAAUUAACAAAAUUGGCACUGAUAAAUGCAAAAAUCAUUAGAGGCAAAUUCAACUUAAAAUAAUCAUUAAUCAAUUGAAUACUUUCUAAGUUUUACUUAUUUUAUAACAUGACUAACUUUAAGCCUUUUUGUGUUGAUUGUAAUGUGCAGAUUACGCUUGUUGGCCGAACACAAGAGGUAAAAUCUCAUUUCAAUCAAUAAUUCACUGAGAAUUAAUAGCAAGCACCCCACGUGAUUAAUUUGACCAUUUACACACUGCAUCUGAAAAAUAAAGGCAAAAAAAAUGCACGUGCUAAAAAGAUUUAAACAGCACAAUACCUUAACACUUCGCAGUUAUACUCCUACAAAAAUGGGUCUACACUAGUAUGUGGUAAACGCCGUGUAAAGAUGUAUUUGUGUAUCUAGCACAAUACACAUUCAACAUUAGUUUAAAAAAUCACUAGAAAUUAACGUCUUUUUACUCACGAGGAAAGUAGUAAGUAGUAAGCAGUAACUCUAGUUGCGUUUCCUACGAUAAAAUGCAUAUAAUAAAGGGGUGACUUCUGCUCAGUUUAAUAUUACCCUUUUAGGGGUGUACUGUAUUCUGCAGUUACCUCUUCUUGAAAUCGAAGUUUGAAUUGAGGUAAUGUCGUUCGGUCCAAAGAACCGUUUGCUAGAAUCGCGUGCGGUCCCCAGGAAUAUUCAUCCUCCAUUUCAAAAAUAGUGCGAAUGGGAAUAAAAGAAAAUAUCGCGAAAUUUUUUGUUUUGGUUAGUUUGCUUAAGGUCCCGUUAUAUUGUAAACAAUAACUGUUAAAUAAUUGUUCACUGUACUUCUCUACAGCUCGGAAAUUCUGACCAGGAGGAGAGAAACAGGAGGUUAGGGGAGGUAGCUGGUUGGAAAGAGGAUACUGACCAACAGUUUAGAGAUGUUGAAGAUAAACUAAGGCCUUUACCGGAUGAGGUUUGUGAUAUGUUUAUCAAAGUUGAAAAUACAGACGUUUAGAUGCUAAGACGAAGAUGACUAUGAGAGAGAGAUUUUCUCAAUACUGAGUAGUGCGCGUGCGUGAAUUUGCGUUAUUUUUGCGGGAAAACGUGGUAGCCGUCGUAAUUCUACUACGAGUGUUAGCGAGAUUGAGAUUGUCGUAGAAGCAGACAAAAGUUAUCAGAUGUUCAUAGUUUUAUCCUUUUGGGAUGGUGAUAAGGCUUUACUUCAAUCAAUAAAAAUAACCGUGUUAACUUUUCUGGUGAAAAAAAAGUUACAUGAAUCUUUGCGUGUUCGUGUCUGCAUUAUGACAAUCCUCGAAAAAACUUUAAGUCAAUCUCGUCCUCCACGUCUUCGAAUCAAAAGAUCUCUAAUAUUAAACAGUCGUCCACAGGACAAUGAUCCUUGUCCGACGAAAUCUUAAGUGUUGUCGGACAUGACGUCUAGCCAAAGUUAAUAUCAAAGACUAUCUUUUUCCAGAUGAAUAAAAACUACCUUAAUUACGUGCGGAUUGUCCUACCAAUGAAAUAGCGUUGUUGUAGUGCUGUUUUGGCAUUCAUUGCAUAGUAGAAAUCUGCUUGAAAUAAAAUAUUCUGAUGUAUUUAGCUUUCAAGUGGUCCAAAAAUCAUAGUUCAAGAGAUUUGUGACAAAACCUUUCAGUAUUCUUAUUCCGGAAUACAAUCAAAUGUAGUACGCACCGUAUUCCCGCGCCUAUCUUUCACAAUUUUCGUUAAAGCUGCAUAAUUAAACUUCGAUAGGCUGACUUAAUGGUGACUUAGCCUGACAUAUGUCUUUGUCUCGUCAGCGUAGUGUGUUUGCUGUGUCUGGUCAAAGCAAGUUUAUUGUAUUGCCUUGAAGCACACGCCCUACCGUACGUCAUUAGCGUGCUUUAGGAGAAAUCAUGCAUUGCGACGCCGUUGAAACAAAUUUUUCUUUUUAUUUUGCAUUUCUGCUGAAAUUGUUGUUUAUUAUUUUCUGACAUUGUAGAUUGCUGAACUCCGGAGCCAACUUGCGGCACUAAAAGCUGAGCUCGAAGCGAAGGAGGAGGCCGAAAGAAGAAAAGCAGAAGAGUAAGUAUAAUUAAUUUUAAGGGGGUUAAGAGUUAUGGUUUGGAUAUUUUGGGACUGAUCUUCCUUAAAACGUAAAUGGAUAAAUUCUGCCUGGUUUGUCUUCAGACGUCAGCCCACACCGCCGGCACAGGAACCCCAACCUGAACCUGAGCGUGAACCUGAAGAAGCCAAUCAAGAGGAGGACACAGGAGACCUGCGAAACAAGGUGCAGAAACUCGAGGAGGAUGUACAGCAAGUAAGUUAUCACAAAGUGUCUUCAUACAUUCCACUAUGUUGUUUGCUUUCACGCUAGUUUAUAACGAAACCGGGACUAUCCCGGCGGCCCUUUUAACUGGCUUUAAUUUUUACUAUCAUAAGCUGCAUUGAUGGAUUUUUCAAUUCCAGACUUCUUCACAAGUAGCUAAGCUGGAAAAUACUGUGGAGACAUUACGGACGGUUUUGACGCAGAAAAUACUGUCAGAGGCACAGACGGUAAGCUGCCAUAUUAAACUAAACUUUCUGUAACUAAUUUGGUUCUUUUGUGGCUCGGCUAUCCUGAUGGUAUCCUUCUUUGGGCAUUAUUGAUGUUAUUAUAUUUAUUUAUUAUUUGUUUGUUUGCCUAUCAGUAUAUCUACUUAUUUAUAAAAAUUUCCUUUUAGAGUUUUUUAAUCCUCUCAUGUGACGGUCAUCCAUGUUGUGGUUUUCAUUUUGAGUUAUUGAAUGUUUAAUGACAUUCUCUUUGGAGUUUUGAAGUGUUUUGACAAAAGAGAGGACCUAUGCGAACUUAGUGACCAAGAACCUUACAUUUAAGACCCUGUGGAGCACAAGCGUGACUUCCACAAAAUCGUUCGAAUCCCCUCGAUUAUUGGGACGAUUGUGAUGAUCAAGAGAAUCGAGACGACUGUUUUGCAACCAGUCAGUAAACAGACUUCAGUUCUAUUCAGGCGAUUGCGAUCCACCCAGUCGUCUGGAUCGUGCUGCAUCUUAUCAGAAAUCAGUGAAUUCCGGAAGAUUGUCUCAAUCGUCGGAGCAUUUUUUGGGAGGACUCGGGUGAUCGAGACAAUCUUUUACAAACCUAGUCGUCUGGGUCGUCUGGCGUCAGAGGUGUUUUUAUAAGAAUGUCUCGAUCGUCUGAACACGUUUUGAGUGGAGUUGGGUGAUUAUACGGAAAACAGCCUUACGACGAAACAGUUUCUCUUUCAGAAAAAUCAGAGGUAAAGGAAAAAUCAGGGGUAAAGGGGAUCUAUUUCUACAGCUGGUUGUGUAGUUAUUGUAUCGAUCGUGAAUUGCUCACAGCAUGUUGCUUUGGAAGCGCUUUUUUAAGACACAGAUUACUAACUGUAACAUUUUGGCUCACUCUAUUUUAGUUUGAAGAAUCCAUUUGUUGGUCAAUACACCCUGUAGUUUAUUGUAAUGUUAGAAUUAAGCUGAUUGUGCAAAAUGUAACUGUAGAUUUCUCUUAUAACCUCAGUUUAAUUUUGGUUGUACGAGUCACUUUCUCUAGCUCCGACGGAUGUCCAUCAUUACAUAGUGAUUUGUUUUGAAGUGCGUAGUAUACUGAUGUAUUGUUUCUACCACACUGAACAGCGAGGCGACUCUAUUACAGAACUGAGGGAGCAGUUAGACCGGAUAAAGUCCAGUAUGUUGUUUGUUGCUCAAACCGUGUGUAGUAGUGUCAUGUUUGACUAUGCAGUUGUGUUGUUGUUGCUUUCGUUAUCUUCAGCAUUCACUUGUUGUCUGAUGAACAAAGUGAUGUCCAAAGUUUGACAAAAGUGUUCUUGGGUCCUUGUAAACUUUAUUGCUUAGUAUAGAAAACUAAAACCCUUUUUCUGGAACUUUACGGUAAACAAAAUAAAACGAUUGACAUGAAAUAUUGUGAAUUAAGUUUUAGGGCAAUCUUUUUCUCAUGAAGCGCUUAUUUCCUGUUAACAGAAAAAAAAUAAAAGGAUACAAAAAAAGAUCACUGAACGUUAAAGAUACCUGUAUUUUCUAAACGAUAAAUCUUUUGAUUUCUUCCAAACAAAGCAAGAACCUAACUAUCCUAUAAAAUCUGGGGUAAAAUAUUACUUAACAAGCUCGCUGAUAUACCAACUGGUCUAACUUUGUGAAAAUUAACACUCUUUUGGAUUUGUAAAUGCGAUAAUUCUAUCGAUCAACUAAAUUUACGUAGUUUCGACUCAAAAAAAUGUCCAAGGGAAUGAACUUUAUGAAAGUGAAUGUGUUCCUCGCAAAUGAAUGAAAAACCUUAGCGGAAUAACCUAUGAUGCUGUAAUGAAUAAGAGAAAGAUAACGACAGGUAGGAUUUCUACACUACGGUUAGAGCGCUGAUUAAAUUACAAAUCUGUGCUUAAAAGGACAUGUUUAAAUAAGUGAAAAAAGAUUCCGAAAAUCCUUCAAAUGUAAAAAAUUGUUACAUCAUUGUGUUCUUGAUUAGUUAAUACUUAGCCAAAAAGGACAAUCUCUCCUAACAUUAACAAGUGAAUUUGCCUGCUUUUUUCAACGAUUAAUUUAAGUGUUAGCUAAGUGAAUGCAAUGUUGUUUCAGUAAACCUCGGUACUUUCACGGGCCUUUUAAACCUUUAACCAGGAAGGCAAAGUUGUAAAGUUCUGCACGGUCAUGCUCGGCUGUGACCCAUCAUUCCACGUUUUAUCUAGUUAACGAUGGUGGCUAAUUUUUGCAGAAAAGUUUGUCAAGUGGUUGUCAUAAAAGUUGUAAAUUUAAAAGUUGAAUUGUUCAUUCAGCUAGCUGCUUUAAGUGUAACAGUUUCCUUGUUGUAAAAGACUACAUAGCUCUAACUACCGUGAAUUUUUAAAGGUACAUGUUGCAUAUAAAGUACGCUUAAGUUGCGGAAUAGAUAUAACGUGAGAGAGAAGCAAAGCGUGUACUUGAGGAAGUAACAUUUGUAAACUAGCCGUAAAGGUUAGAAACCUCCAAACAAGCGAACAAAACAGCCAAAACGUAAUUAAUUUAAAAUGUGUUUAGGAAUGGCGCUGUCCAUACUUUGAGUUUGUUCCAGUUUUUAUGUAAUUUAUAACUUACUUUAAUGUUUAAUAUAUUUUGUAAAAUUUGUUUUUUCCUUUCACAGUGAUCGGACCGGUGCUAACUUACUUUAACAUUAAACGUUAACUUGUAUUUAAUUAGCGUUAAAAUCUGGUUCUUCCAAUUUUCAAUUCUCCCAUUCUUAAAUUGAAAGAAGGUAAAAUUACAAAUCUUAACAUGAAGUAAAGUGCUUAGUCCUUAAAGAAUAAAGAAACUGUUUGCAUUUAAACAGGUUUUAGCAGGUAAAUUCCUUAAGUAAUAUUGGUGUUCUCUAUCAAAAAAGUUGAUUCCCUAGUUUUGCACUGCGCAUGUCACUCCAUACGACGACGGCCACGGCAACGAGAACGUCAAAAAAGAAAUAGGUCUAGAAUAGCAAAACAACAACUCUGCGCGUGCAUCACGCUUUUUGUACAUUUCUUCGCCGUCACUGCACGACUACGACGUGAAACGUCCUAGUUUCACAGUUUUUAUGGAGGGCAGGAACACAUGACAACGAUUUUCUUUUUAUUUUUGUGAACUUAGAUACAGUCCUUUAGAAUUCAACUCCUGAAAAAUUAAGUUCAAAGAGUUGCAAUAAAACAGCGCGAAUUCACCGUUGCCGUCGUCGUCGCUUAAGCUCCCUAUGGAAAUGAGGACGGUGACGCCUUCUCUCUGUACUAUGACGCUUUUAACCAUUUCUUGACUUGUGACAACCUUGUAGCAAGCGGUUUAUUAGAAAAUCAAUGACAUGCUGUUUUACUAGAGAAUCAACUUUUCAGGGUAUUUAAAUGUGAGAUUGCCAGGAAGAGGGAGAUGUCAGUGUGAAGGAAGGCUUGGAAUACGUGCAGAGUUAUAUUGUAUUCCUUCGAUUUCAUCUCUCCUUCCUGUCUUCUCUCCCCCACCCCUUCUCGUUGCUCUCUUUAAACCGUUUUGGGUUCUCAAUAGUGGGUAGAUUGUUUGAUUAUGCGGACGCCGGGCUUCAACAACGUUGAGCACGAUUAGAGCAAACUCUUCACGCAAAUUGCGAAAUUUGUUGGGCGCCUCCGUUUUCCAUUAUUUGAGAGCCCGAAACGUAAUUGUGAUUGUAAUGGUUUGCUGGCAUCUCGCAACCGAUGUUUUUCACUGUUGAGACUGACUGAAACCUCAUAAAAGAACUGCUGUAGGCCAUUAAUUAGAACCACAAUGUGCAAAGUAAAAAAAAAAAAAAAACAGGAAAGUGUCGGCCGGGGUUCAGAUGCACGCAAAGAAUGCAAUAGUCAUUUUCAGUCUAUUUAGCUGUGCCUUAUGUUACGUCUUUAUUUGGAGAUCUUUAAAUUUAGGCAUGGCCUAGGGACAGGCUAUAAAACAUAAUGACAAGUUUAUCACUCUUUUGUUUGAAUUUGUUUUCAGCGGAGUGACGCCGUCGAUUUUAUUGAGGAGGAUAUCAAUGGAAUUAUCAAGUUUUACCUACAAGACUCUCGACGCGUGUUCGUCAAGUACGGUCGAGAUUCAAAGGUGUUCCAAGCAAUAGAAGUGAACGGCCUUGGAAGAAUGCGAGUCGCUCUGCUGAAAAUUAACAGAUGGGGAAUCUAUCAGGCUUGGCGUAUGCACAGCGUGAAACAAGCGUGGUAUCGGCUGCUGGAAAAUAAGGAAAGAAGAGAAAGGGAAGAGGAAGAAGGGUCUACGCCUAAGGCUUCUACUAGCAAACCCUUGCCUGCUAAAAAGGCGGAAGACAGUGAAGACGAUGAUGGUGAUGAUGAUGAUGACGAUGAUGAUGACGACGACGAUGAUGACGAUGAUGACGACGACGAGGACGACGACGACGAUGAUGAUGAUGAGGACGAAGAUGAGUCGAGGCCUGCAACUAAAAAGGCCGCUGCUAACAGGAAAGGAAAAAAAUGAAGAGAUGAAAGGAAAAAAAUGAAAGGAAAAAAAUGAAGAGAUGAAAGGAAAAAAAUGAAAGGAAAAAAAUGAAGAGAUGAAAGGAAAAAAAAUGAAAGGAAAAAAAUGAAGAGAUGAAAUUAGAUUAGCUAUAAGUAACCUACCGGCAGUUUAGUACUGUAUAAAGAAAAUGCCACAAACUCAUACGUUAUUAGUUUAGUGGUGUAUAAAGACAAUGCUCUUAACCCAUACGUUGUUGAUUUAAAAUACCCGCACGUAUAAACUCGUCCCAGUGCAAAGAUAACGUUUAUUUUCAUCGACAGACGAAGCAACUGGUAAAGUUGAAUCCGGUACCAGGCACCUGACAGAUGUUUAUACUUAAAACAUUUGAAGUAAUUUUGUAUAACGUAAUGUGCUCUUUUGUGAGCGUCAUCGUUCUCGGAUGCCUCCUUUCCCCUCCGCAGGGACUCCCCCUACAUAGUAAUAAUUUAAAACUGUAAUCGCGCGGUGGACGAUAGGAAGAGAGAAAAGGCGGGAGCUUCCGCUCUUUCCCCUUUCCCAUCGUCCCCCGGGCGCUUUCAUUUUUCCCGCCUCUCCCCAGCCUCCCUAGGGUACCAAGAGGCCUUUGCGGACGAGAGAGGGAUGCCUCGUAGAGAAACCCCUUUCGGUGUGGUUGAUCAUGUGUCUAGGGAAAUUCAUAAGG
Messenger RNA from Porites evermanni, 20546 nucleotides. The record is from the annotation of a GenBank genome assembly. Lineage: Eukaryota; Metazoa; Cnidaria; Anthozoa; Scleractinia; Poritidae.